AUGGAGGGAAAACUUCUCUUCACAAUUGCCAAAAGAAAAGCAAUAUUCCAUGUUACUAGUGAAUUGACCACCUCGAUAAUAAUCUCGUGUGAUGAGUGGGAACCGGGGGCCAUUCACUCCUCUCACAUCAAUGGAGACAUUCUGGUGGGGAUGAAUAAAAAUAAAGAAUUGAAGGUGACCAGAUUCAGCAAAGAAGGGAGGAAACUCCAGGUGAUCCAAAGAGAUGAAGAAGGGAUCAACCUUUAUAAGAGUAUAACCUACAUCACAGAGAACAUUAACGGUGACAUCUGUACAUCAGACUAUACCGCCCACAGCGUCGUAGGGGUGAGAAGAUCCGGAGAGCACCGGUUCUCUUACUUCGGGCACCAGUCUCAGGCUGGAUUCCAUCCUUAUGGAAUCUGUACUGACAAGCUGGUACAUAUCUUGGUGUGUAAUAGUUACUGCUCCUAG
Molecule: messenger RNA, 450 nt
Organism: Saccostrea cuccullata (small rock oyster)
Lineage: Eukaryota; Metazoa; Mollusca; Bivalvia; Ostreida; Ostreidae
Exons: 1
Coding region: 1-450 (149 amino acids)
Source: RefSeq, a predicted model, not a curated record